This is a messenger RNA of Asterias rubens (European starfish), 5701 nucleotides long. Its product is annotated as suppressor of fused homolog. The transcript has 10 exons. Lineage: Eukaryota; Metazoa; Echinodermata; Asteroidea; Forcipulatida; Asteriidae. The coding region runs from base 119 to 1498 and encodes 459 amino acids. The record is from RefSeq and is a predicted model, not a curated record. Gene Ontology annotation, molecular function: transcription factor binding. Gene Ontology annotation, cellular component: cytoplasm; nucleus.
GCAACACAUUCAUUCAGUCUUUUGGCAUUUUUUGCCGUGAAACCCGAACAACAAACGGCGCGGGGGUCACUUUUUUGAUAUUAUUUUGUUCACUUUUGGGUGUUUUUUUCGGCCCAGUAUGGCCACUAACGAUGGAGAAAACGUGGACAAUAUGACAGUAGUUCCUGUUGGUCUAGAGGCUGUGUAUUCGGCAUGCAGGCAGCUUUAUCCAGCUCAACCUAAUCCGUUACAGGUUACUGCUGUUGUGAAGUUUUGGUUAUGUGGGCCGGAUCCACUUGACUACAUCAGCAUGUACAGUAACCCUGGUCUUCCGGAGCGAGGUAUACCACCACAUUGGCACUAUGUUAGCUUUGGACUGACAGACCUGUAUGGGGAUGGACGAGUUCAUGAAUUCACUGGUCCAGAUGGCAUUAGUGGUUUUGGCUUUGAGCUAACCUUCCGACUCAAACGAGAACCGACAGAAACAGCGCCCCCUACCUGGCCUGCCCAACUCAUGCAAGGCCUUGCUAAAUACGUUUUCCAAUCAGAUAACACGCUAUGUGCCGGUGACCAUGUCUCAUGGCAUAGUUCACUGGAUAAGAGUGAAUCUAGAGUGCAGCAUAUGUUAAUGUCUGAAGACCCUCAACUACAGCCCAUCUCAACACCCUUCGGAUCUGUCAAUUUUGUUCAGAUUGUUGGUGUAUGUACGGAAGAACUGCAGGCAGCACAACGGUGGAAUGGUCCAUCAGUUUUAGAACUCUUGAAAUCAAUUUCUGUUGCGGGCGGAGAGUGGCUGAUCACUGACAUGCGUCGUGGAGAAACCAUCUUUGAGCUGAAUCCACAUCUUCAGGAUGAAGUAGAACGAGGGAUCGACAUGGAUGGCUCCAAUCUCAGCGGUGUCAGUGCUAGAUGCUCCUGGCAAGAAGGAGAAGACUCGGACCCUGGUGGAGACAACCAAACACUGUCACAGAGAAUAUCUCCUCAACAAUCUGAGCAGAUCAAAGCAGCUCUGAAGAUGGGUCUAGCCAGUGAGAGGCCCGCCCUACCCCCUAUCACUGGACCUGAGUCUGAUAAGACAACAGCUCAUCCCUCAAGCCUUCAAUCUCAGCGCCAGGAAUCACUAGAUAGUGACAGUGACCCACAGGGUAACCUGGUGGAGCUCGGGAACCCACGGUGCUUGGACAAGGUUCACAUCAAACUCAACCAUGAAGCUGCAGCACUUUUCCCUCUUGCUAUGAAGGGGCGGUUAAAACAUGGCCGUCACUUUACUUUCAAGAGCGUUGCAGGAGACUGUGCAAUAACACUGGUGUCUAAUGGCGUUGAGGGUGCUUUUGUUGAAGAAUCCCAUCCGUAUGCUGCAAGAGGGCAGUGGUUACAGGUGCUGUUCUCUGGUGAGUCAAUUGACGCAGUAGCAGAGGACCUUGAUGAAGUAAAUGCCCCAGAACAACAACUGAAUCUGCCCAAGACUUACCAAUGGCAAGACAUGGGGUUAACCAUUACCAUCAUGCCAAAUGACUGAAACAACUCCUGGCACUCCAAAGAAACGUAGCACACCCACCAAGAAUCUGCCUUCUCCGUAUGACAUUGCCCACCUCAGAUCGAUGGUCACCACCAAUUUGUAUCGAAGUUGUUGCCAUAAUCUGCCUAGCAACGGUUCAUCCUAACGGUGCACAGUGUUGGAAGAGGUGUCCAACCGCUGAAAUCUCACUAGAAAUAAGUAUCAUCUACAUCCGUCCUUUUUUUAAAUACAGUUUACCAUGUCAGCAUUUCCAUGGUACUUAGUCAUAUUUGUAUUUAUUUGCCUAUCAAUUUGCAUGAACUAUGUCAUUAUGUUUUGUUUGUUAUUCUGUCUCGAUAGCGUUUUACUUCAUGUGUAUAUAAUACAGAUGUAUAAUAUUUUACCCAAAGAGUGUACAAAUAAGAAUAGUAUAAAUCCUAAUUAUUAUGCCCCUCUCAUUCCCAAAUGAAACAACUAUAGUUGGUACCAGUUUGUACUUCAUGCACAAUCUAUGACUGGUAUCCUGCUCAUUCUUGCUAAGCAGGAAACUGCAUAUUUAGCUCUAUGAAAUUGAGCCUAGGGCUGUGUUCCAAAUUGUUUUAAAACAUCUAUGGUUCGAGCGAGUUGUGCCUUAGUAAAGAACAUAAGAAGGAUUUGGUUAACAUGUUUCUGAUAUGUUGGGAAUUUUGGAGACCCUAACAAUCACUACAGGCUGUUUUCCCAGAUGGAUGCUUUCGCAGUUCCCAUGAAGUAUGGACCACGCUUAAGUGUCAUUCUCUUCACUACUGAAGAGUUGCUGUUACACGCAAUUUUUCCAUCAAUCAGUGCGCCAACUAGACUGGUUCCCUCUCCUUUACCAGAAGGAUGAGGACAGGUGUUGGCUUACAUGUAUUCACAUGUAGGUUGAAUUUAACUGUGAAUCUCCACAACCAUGAAGGCCAUGUGACUCGAUGUGAGGUCAAAGGUGAUUAUGUACUGGGUCUAAAUGGCAGAUCUCUGGUGUAAUUCACAAGCCUCCAAGUUUGACAUCAGAUGUUCAGGCUAUGCACCAACAUUCGGUUAAAUUUUGGCCAAAGCAAAACAUACCCCAGAUUUUAGUGCCUUAAACAUGGACUUUACACAGUUGUUUGUUUUUGAGAGGUUUAGGGAAUUUAGAAUACCUACAUGUAGUUUCAAGGCAGUUUAUUUUUCAUACGUUGAAAGGUUCUGCUUCUUAAAUCCGUCCAAGUUGCGUAGAGACCAAAGAAAUAUUUUUAUUUUCACAAACACCUUGAUUAAGCAUGAAAUAAUAAGUUAUGUCAGUGCAAAAAUGUCCUUUGAGUCGAGUCCCAAGUGUUGCUGUUGUGUCCAUGAGCAAGAGACUUGACCAUAAUCGUUUUGUUCAGAUGGGACAUUAAGCUGUAGGUCCCCUGCAUGGUAGUGCACAAAGAACGCUUUAUCAUUGAAGAGUAGGAGUUUCCGGUUCACACUCAAGACUCCUUAUUUACAGGUUUCCUCAGGCUUACGAGCUACAGUGAUUAAGCUCACUAAUGAGGCAUCAUUGGUUUCAUUACCAGAAAUAAUAAGAAGAAGAAUAAUAAUGCUCCAAAAAUCAAAUGUUAAAGAUCUACUCGAGUGUUAUGUAAAUCUCAAUGCAAUUAACUAUACUGGAUGUACACACAUAAUUCAAUUGCGUCACAAAAAGCAGUUGUUUUGCAAGUUGCAUGAAGAUUCUCUUGCGCAAGAUACAACUGAACUGAUUUACUUUUUUGCACUGGCACAACCAAUUAAGUCUUUUGGGGAAAUAUAAUGUGUGCAUGAUAUUUGUAAACCUUGUUUGGUUUGAGUGGGUUUUUGUCAUCGUUCGAUGUAGAAGGUGUAAUAUAUUUGUAUCGUUAUAAUUUGGCAAUUUCUUAUGAAAAAAUGCAACCAAGCGUUUGCUAAAUAAUUUUCUCUCAAAACAUAAGACAUCGGAUGGUCUGUUUUGCAAAAAGCAACAAUUUUUUGUUUUAAAACUAAAUAAGAAGUGUGGACUUGAGAACAAAGCAGGUCCACAUAAUGUAUCGAGACUAGAAACACUAUGUGGACUUACACACAUCCACACAAUGUUCUUUACGGUGAUGACGAAUAGUUUAAGAGCAAAGGAAUGUCCACAGAGUGACUACAACAGAGACUUGUGUGUGUGUUUUAACUUACACACCUUAGUUACCUGGUGUGCGUUCCACUUGCCAACAUUUGCCCUCGUCCUCGUUGCCACUGUUGGCGAACGAUGGCAACCUUACGGGAACAUAGCAUACAAUAUUAUUUUUUGUCACAAACAUAAUUAGUGUAUUUUCGGUGGUUGAUAAUCGCAGAUUUGAAAUAAUAAAGGCAGAGGCAAAUUCGCUCCUGAUUGUUGGCCAUUAGGAUUAAAACAAUCCAAUGGAUCCAAAAACCAAAGUGAACUUGUCUCCCUACGGUGCUCUGACCGGGAGCUGUACCAAUAAAAAAAGCUUCAUUCUGUGAUAUAUCUAAACACUUAAAUGGUUGGACUUUUAAAACUAAACUGCGAAUCAAAUGCAAGCAAUUUUGAGCAACUUUCAUAGCUUGAAUGUUUGGAUUUUUGUCAUAGGAUAUUAAUAAGAAAAUUUAAAUCACGAAGGGUGCUAUGUUAAGAUUUAAUUUCAAAGCAAAAUAUUAAUUUCUUGGGAUGAGAAUUGUAUUUGAGCUUUUGGUUUUCAUAAUCAUUGUUUUUAUUAUCAACUGGACUUUUGGGAACACUAGGUGGCAAACCUAUUGUUCUUGGAAAUAGUUUUUUAUGCAAAUGCUCUGAGCCAGAGUUGCAACUACUUGGAAAUAUUUCCAAAAUAUUUGGAAAUUAAUAUCGAUCUUGGUAACUUGUCAAGAAAAAAAACAUAGAACUGCAAAAUCCUAGGAAUUUGAUCAUGUGUCACAAUUAUGAUUUUUUAUAAGCUUGUUUCGACGAUUUAAAACAAAAAUUUUUCAUUUUCAAAUGAGGCACUCCGUAAAACCAGAGUGCUCGCAAAACAUGCAAAUAACCAAGUAGAAUAUCGCGUGUGUGCAUGGCUUCAAGCACUUGAAGAUGUUUUAUACACAUACUUGGCUCAUGGCGCAAUGUAUGUGAUGUUCCCGCAGUAAUUUGGGCAUGCGCUCAAAAGCAUCCACUUUUAUUGUACAUGUAUGCUAAAGAACCAAGACCCUUUUUUUGACAUUUUGAAUAUUGUAUCAUUGAGUUCUUUGAUGAUGAUGCAAACUGCACUGACCAACAGAGUGGGGGAAUUUUUAUGUUUGGAAAAGCUUGGGAAAUUUGAUUUGGUCAUCUUAGGAACAAUUCAGAACUUGUAAAACUAUGAAAACAUUUUGCUUUAAUAUCUGCUGCUAUCUAGUGUUCCUAUGUCUCCCAUUAUACAACCUUAUAGAAUUGUACAUGUCCUGUACUUAUAACUUAUACUGUAUUAUUUGUCAAGUUUCACUCAUAUACAUUGUUUUGUUUAAAUUCAAGUUUUGGUUGUAUCCACUCAGUUCAAUAGUCAAGUUCCUAUGUUGCAAAUAUUUGAGUAUUUAAAAGAUUUGUGAUGCAAGACUUUUAUGUCAAUUUUGUAAGAAAUGCUCUGUUGUUGGCGUAAGAACAAGUUAAUAUUAUCUUUGUAUCAUAUGUGUAUGAAUGUAAAUGGUGCCUUCUUGAUAAGUAUAGAUGUUUUCGCUGACGUCAAGGCAACACGAUAACUUUCAAGUAACUGCGGGCUGGUGUGCGCACGAAUCAUGUUUUACAUAAAUUUGUAAUGGAGUGAGGUCAUGGGUUAGGUCACCUUUAAAUUAUGUGACCUUUGAACUUUUUAAUGUAAACAAAGGCUACAUGUUCUGUAGAUUUUGUGCAACAAUAUGAAUCAUCACUGGUAAGCUGCAGAUUCAGAGUUUGGAGAUCUUAAGAAGUCAUGCAAUGUUCAUGAAUUUUACGAAUCUUUCUUAGCACCUACGCCACACGUCUGGAAUUACAUGGAGACCAUGGCCUCUGAAAUUGCCGUGGCCCUGGUGCCCCAUCAAAAGUUUCCCAUAGACUAAGAUUUGAUGAACAUGCCCUUUGCAAAGUGAAAAAUGCCUUCUCAAAAAGAAACUUGCAUGACUGUGCCUAGACCAUAAGAGAACUUGGAUUUGCCUGACUUUGCGUUUAGUAUUAAAGGAACACGUUGCCUUGGAUCUGUCGAGUUGGUCUUUGAAAAUCGUUCUGUAACCGUUUGUUGUAAA